AUGACGGAAGCAUCACCAGUUAGUGCGUCUUUGCUCCGGUUGAAGCUUUUGGAUGCUUUGAGAAGUGGAGAUACCUCCAAAAUCAACGCAAUUAUUGGUGAAGUAAAUUCUUGCAAAACAACAAUUCAAAAUCAGGAUUUGAAUCGUUUAAAACUGACCAUUUUACACUAUGCGGUACAAGUUGCCACUUUGCCAACAAUACAAUACUUGAUUGAUAAUGCUCUGAAGUAUAAGUUGGACAUUAAUGCACAAGAUCCUCAAGGAAAUACACCUUUGCAUUUGGCAGCAAUCGCGACGAGACAAGACGUUGUCAAGUAUCUUUUGUCCUUGCCGGAUAUCAAUGAUACCAUUGUUAAUUUGGAUAAAAAACAACCAGUUGAGCUUUGCAAAAACUUGAACCUUGCUCAAUUGAUGCAAUUUGAACGAGCAAAAUUUGUUGAAAAAUCAGCAACUCAAUUGAGACAAUUUUUCAGCGAGAGGGAUUUUGAUAACUUGGAAAAGUUGUUGGUGUUAAACCCAAGAGCUUCAGAGUUGUUGGAUAUAAAUGGUGCCGAUCCAGAGUCCGGCAAUACAGUUUUACACGAGUUUAUCAAAAAGGACGAUUUGCCAAUGUGUGAUUGGAUUUUGAAGCACGGUGGUGACCCUUUUAAAAGAGAUAAGCAUGGCAAGCUACCAAUAGAUUUAGUCAAUUCCAAGGAUGAGCCAUUAAAGAAGUUAAUCAAAGCUGCGACUCGCGAUCAAACAAUUAUGGACCCCGUUGCUGCAACAAACUCUGCCAUUAAAAGCGGCAAUGCACCAGUUUACAAGGGGUACUUGCGUAAAUGGACCAAUUUUGCCUCCGGCUACAAAUUGAGGUACUUUGUGUUGGAUCAGAACGGAAUAUUGUCGUAUUAUACAAACCAAGAGGACACAAUCAACUCUUGUCGUGGCUCAUUGAAUUUGGGAUACGCCACAUUACACCUCGACUCUUCAGAAAAAAUGAAGUUUGAAAUUUAUGGUAAGAAUGGUCUUAGAUGGCAUUUGAAGGCUAAUCAUCCAAUUGAAACCAAUAGGUGGGUAUGGACUUUGCAAAACGCAAUCACCAUUGCCAAAGAUAACAUCAAAAAGAGACAUCCAUCUAGAGCAAAUACCUCUGCAGGUGAUGGUACUUCAGCGGAGGAGUUUGAUGACUCAUCCAUUACUGACGACACAGAGUCAGUGGAAAAGAAAAGACACAGACUCAGGAUCCCGGGAAGAAACAAGCACAAACGCAAUACUAGUCAAAUGUCCAAGGAAUCAGUUGAUGACGUUGCCUUUGAUAGAUCACGUUCUGGUUUUGGCAAUUCACGUGCCAGCACCGAUUCUACCAUGGCUUCACCAACAGGGAAUCCACGCAACCACGUUUCUAGAGCCAGUUUGGAUGACAAUUACAGUACUCAAGAAAUGGACUAUGAAAAUUUUGAUUAUGAUGCUGAUGGAACCGAGCCAGACGAUGAUGAAAGCGAUGCCGAGAAUGAGGCUGAAGUCAAUCAUUUGAAUGACGAAAUUGCAGCAUCUAGAAGAGCUCUACAAGUUGAGUUAUCUUCUUUGUUGGAAUUGUUUAGUCAGAUUAUGAACAGUGACACUUUUCAGCCAAAUUCCAAACAAGCGGAGGUGUGCAUAGUGGGGAACAAUACUAUCAAAGCAAUCAAUGAAUUACUUGGAAAAUAUAACCUCAACAUUGACGCUAGAGACUCGAAGCUAAGAAGAAACUUGGAUAGACAGUUGGAAGUUAAUCAAUUGUGGGAAAAGUCAAUAAGACAAUUGGAGCAAGAAAUCCAAGCAAGAGAGGAAAAAUUAGCUGUGUUCCAGGGCCAAAGAAAGCAAUUGAGAAAGUAUUUGUCAGGCAGAGCCACUGCGGGUGGAGAAACUGCGGGCACAUUGUCACCUGUGGCAACAAGUAACGCCAGAGAUGGGGAUGCCGUGGGUGUUGCCAGCGGCGAGAUUUUGAGCAAGAGCCCAGACGAGACACAAGUUGAUCAAAUUGAUGCUAAACUAGAUGCAGUGCAGCACAACCCUCAAGCUCAAGCUGAACCUUUGCACCCGCCACCUCCUGAGUUGGAUAACGAAGUUAUUGAUGAGUUGUUGGGUGAUGAAUCUGAAGAUGAGUUUUUCGACGCUGAUGAAUUUGAAGAGGAGGAACAAGAAUUGGGUGGUGAAGAUGAGAGAGAGAUUGUUCAAAGUGAUGAGAUAUUGCGCGAGCAAGAUGCAAAGCAGCAGCAGGAGCAACCGGAGGCAGUAUCUACACAGGAACAUGGUGUACCUCCAGAGGAACAACAACAAACUCAAGUACCAAGAGAAGGCGAAGUGCCAGAACCUGAGGCAGUUGCACCACAACAAGAAACUCCAGCCAAGUCACCCCACGCAAGUCCUGAUAAAGCUGGUGCUGCUGGUGCUGUCGGUGCUGCUGGUGCUGUCGGUGCUGCUGGCGCUGCUGGCGCUGAAGCUGCUCACCAUCAAGGUGUUCAGGAACAAGAAAUUGGACCCAAUGAUGUGCCACAUGGCUCUGAGCUGAUUGCACCAUCUGAGCAAACGAAGGUAGAUGAGGCGGCUUCACAAGGUGGUCAAAAUGUAUCGGCCAAAGCACUUCCAGGCGAUGAAGAUCUCAACCCACCACAACGCGAGAUCAACCGCGCACUACAUGAGGAAGGGUCUUAUUUGGGUUAUGAGAACCCGCCAAGAAAAAAAUUAGCGUUGGAUGAGGACAAUAGACCUAAGGUCGGUUUAUGGGGUAUUCUUAAGUCGAUGAUUGGUAAAGACAUGACGCGAAUGACUUUGCCGGUGUCUUUUAAUGAACCUACUUCAUUGCUUCAAAGAUUGGCUGAGGAUAUUGAGUAUAAUGACUUGUUGAACACUGCAGCUGGUUAUGAUGAUUCUACAUUGAGAUUGAUUUAUGUGGCAACUUUUGCAGCCACCGAAUAUUCGUCAACCAUUGACAGAAUUGCAAAGCCAUUCAAUCCACUUUUAGGAGAAACGUUUGAGUACUCAAGACCCGAUCAAAAUUAUAGGCUAUUUGUCGAGCAAGUCAGUCAUCAUCCCCCUAUCAGUGCUUGUCAUGCAACAUCCCCCAAAUGGGAGUAUUAUGGAGAAAAUGCAGUUGACUCAAAAUUUUACGGUCGUUCAUUUGACUUUAAACAUUUGGGUAAAAUGUUUUGUGUAGUGCGACCAAAUACUGGAGUCAAGGAUAAAAAAGGAAACAUUGUUGCUGAAGAGUUGUACAGCUGGAAGAAAGUCAACACGGCCGUUGUCGGUAUUAUGGUUGGUAAUCCAACAGUUGACAAUUAUGGUAAAAUGGUUGUCGAGAAUCAUACAACUGGUGAUAAGAUCACCGUGGAUAUGAAGCAACGUGGAUGGAGGGCAUCUUCAGCCUAUCAAUUGUCAGGACAGGCAUUGGAUAGAAAUGGCACACCACAAUGGGCAUUGGGUGGACAUUGGAAUUCCAAGAUUUUUGCCAAAAAAAUCAACAAGGAUCAUUUGGAUUCACUGGGAAACACCAGGAAAAUGUCGAUUUUGGACGAUCCUGGUAAAGCAGGUGCUGGAACCACCUCAACCGAUCCAUAUUCUGGAUCCAAGUUUUUGGUUUGGCAAGUUGCACCCAGACCAAAAGUCCCAUUCAACUUGACUCAGUUUGCUUUGACUUUGAAUGGUCUUGAUGAUAAUUUGAAAUCUUGGUUAGCUCCAACUGAUACCAGAUUACGUCCUGAUCAGAGAGAUAUGGAAAAUGGUAAUUAUGAUCGUGCUGCUGAUGAAAAACACCGGGUUGAAGUGAAACAACGUCAAGCAAGAAAGUACCGUGAAGAAAACAAGAUUAACUAUGUACCUAAUUGGUUCAUUAAAAAGAAGCAUCCAGUGACUGGCGACCUGUAUUGGGAAUAUAAUGGAAAGUAUUGGCCAGCACGUAAGGAACACAAGUUGGAAGGCACAGGAGACAUUUUUUAG
Messenger RNA from Lodderomyces parapsilosis, 3957 nucleotides. Its product is annotated as oxysterol-binding protein related protein. Gene Ontology annotation, biological process: piecemeal microautophagy of the nucleus; maintenance of cell polarity; exocytosis. Bases 1 to 3957 code for a protein of 1318 amino acids. Gene Ontology annotation, cellular component: nuclear envelope; intracellular membrane-bounded organelle; membrane. The transcript has a single exon. Gene Ontology annotation, molecular function: sterol binding; protein binding. NCBI's taxonomy places the organism in Eukaryota, Fungi, Ascomycota, Pichiomycetes, Serinales, Debaryomycetaceae. The record is from RefSeq and is a predicted model, not a curated record.